Molecule: messenger RNA, 3535 nt
Organism: Didymodactylos carnosus
Lineage: Eukaryota; Metazoa; Rotifera; Eurotatoria; Philodinida; Philodinidae
Source: the annotation of a GenBank genome assembly
CGUGUAUUGAUAUUAUUCUGUUUGAUGUGCAUUCGAUUACAUUGUGUCGAACCUCUUAGCGUCUACUAGUAGUGGAUGUAGCGAAAGCUUCGCUCUUCUUUUAAUCAGUUUGUGUUAUAUUCAAUGGAGUUUAGCAGAAAAUUCCUAUUUGAUUGUUUUACCAAAAUUAUUAAAAGUUGAUUGGAGCAAUGAAAUAUCGAUUUCAGUUGCUAACGUAGCCCAACCAGUUGAAUUCAGUUUUGAAUUGAUCUCAAGAGAUGCUCAUCUCCGAACUCAAAUAACAGUUAGACCAAGUGAAACCAAAAAUGUCACAUUGGCAUUAAACAGACAAUUCCCCAUUGGUGUUGGUGAAUUAAUUAUUCAAGCAACGGGUGGUCUCAAAUUUACCGAGCGACGUGAAGUUUUGAUUUAUGAUGAUCGAUAUGUUUUAUUAGUGCAAACAUCAUCCACAACAUACCGUCCAAAUGACACUGUUGAAAUUCGUGUUGUUGCCACAAAUGAAAAUAUGAUUCCAAUUGAAAAUGGUGAAAUGACCAUCGAAAUCUACGACAGUCGAAUGAAAUUAGUCACUGAUUACAAACGUGUUCAGAUUCGAAAUGGUUUGAGUGAUGUUGUUCAAUAUUGUAUACCUCAAGAAUCUCAACAACUUGCACUCGGCAACUGGCUUAUAGCAGCAACAAUUGAAACUGUCACAUCAUCUGUGGAAAUAUUAGUCAGUCGCCCAACACAAUCGGGUUUUGACAUGAAAGUUCUCUUACCAAACUUUCUAUUACGUACCGAAAAAUUGUUUCGUGGCUUCGUUGAAAUUGCUGAUGAUUUCGAUAGACCAAUAUUUGGACGUGCAACAGUCUCAAUUGGACAAAUAACCGAACAAGAUUUAGUUAGUGGUGAUCGUGCGGAUAAAGUCAUGAGUGAUGAAAAACAAUCAGAUGAUUCAACAUUACCAGCUGGACAAAAGACCACAGUCAUCGAAGUUGAUGGUCGUUCACCGAUGAAUUUUGAUUUGGUAGAAAUGUUCGGUAUUGAUUUAAGCAAAGCCUUGGCUCUCACCGUCUACGUUUCUGUCAAAGCAGAACGAUUCAGUAAAGAACGUGUUGUUAAAUAUAUUGUACCAAUCUUCAGACGUGAUGUCAUUUACGAUAUUCGUCCAUUAGACUUUUAUGCUGGUGAAAAGAACGAAUACGAAAUAUUAGCAAAACGUCCAGAUGGAAAACCAGCUAAAAUGGAAGAGAUGUUGGUCAAUGUCACAAUGCUCUUUGAAACCGAUGCACCAAAAACAAUUGAAAUCCGUGAUUUAUACACACGUGGUCGUACCGAUAUUGGAUUCUUCAAUUUUGACAUACCAGCCAACUGUAUCGGACUUACACCAAUGGGAGAAGAUGGAAAACAACGUGAAUAUCGAACAAGAACUGUACCAUUAAUACCACUUCCAAAACGUCGUGAAAAUAGUGCAAAAUUAUCAGUUGAAAUGGUUGCUGAUAAAACCGGUUUACAUCGUCGUUCAUCGUCAUCAUCAGAACAACCCAUAUCUACAAUGCUAGCAACAGUUGGAAGACCAGCCUAUUUCUACGUUCAGUUAUUACCAAUGAAAUCCUUUGAACGUUAUGAACCCUUUCCAAUGACCUAUAUCGUCAUGACCAAUGGAAAAAUUACAUCAUCUGGAACAUUUACUGUUGAACCAACAAGAGUUUGUACCACUAUGGCACCACGUUCAAUUCAACCUGAGCAAGAAGAUCCAUCAAAACCACCACAAUGUGUUUUCAAUUCAACAUUAGAAAUCCUCAUGACACGUGAAAUGCUACCAUAUUCAACAUUGUUAGUGUAUGGUUUCAAUCCAAGUAUAGGAAUUAGUGUUGCAGAAACUUAUCGUUUCUCCGUUGAUGGCUUAUUUAAGAACAAUUUGACAAUGAACAUGUCAAGAGAAAGUGGUACAGAACAGCAAACACCAUCAAGAGACGAAAGUGGUCGUAUGGUAUCAAAAUGGGACUUAUUACUAACUGGCUUACCAGAAUCAACAGUUGGUGUUAACGUCAUCUCAUACGAUGCCAUUACUCAAGCUUUACCUAAUGAUAUCACAAAGGAACGUUUAUUACGUUAUUUGAUCAGUUAUGAACGAUUACCACUUAUUCAAGGUUUACCGAUUAGUGGUGGUGAAUUAUCAUCAGACAAGAAAGGAAGUGAAUCAGUAAAUCCGCGUGGAGUCGAAGAAGGUGAAUCACUACGUCAAGUCGAAGAAGGUGAAUUCGUAUCUCUACGUGAAGUCUCAGAAGGUAAAGAACCCUCAUCAUCCGAUGACAACAAAAAACAAUCGUUUGGUGAAGAAGAAGAACUAAUGAGAAAAAGACAUCACGAACACUUUUUACGUGCAUUACUAAAAAAAAUAUCAUUUGGUUUACGUCAAUUUCAUACAUUAGAAACUGUUGAGGGUGAUGAUGCAUAUAUAACAACAAAUAUGGAACGUUUAUAUGGUGACAAGAGAAGAGGAUCAGACUUUGGCAGAAGACAACAAUUCAGAAACAAACAAUACAGAGUUGAUGUUGGUGAGGACUGGAAUGUUCAAGUUGGUAUGCCACAAAUAUCUGACAAAACACAAGCAUCACGAUCAGGACAAAAUGACGACCAGGAUGAUGAAGCAUCUCAACAACGACAAGAAGGUGGUGACCAGAUGUGGACUGGUUAUGGUACAAGAGAAUGGUAUGAAAGAAUGAAUAAACGUGUAAAUUUAUUGUCAAGAGAAGCAUUCAUACUCAUGCAUUCUGGUAUGGCAUUUGUUACUGAUUAUUCAACAUUGAUGGUUCCAAAAGAAAUGCAUCAUAUGAAUUAUACCAUUAUCAACAAUUAUCGUGAACGAUAUUUAAUGACUGAAAAAAGUCCACGUGAAGCAGCCAGAAAAAUGUUGGAAGAAUACAUUAGCAAAGUUGAUUCAUCAUUAAUACCUCCACCAAUGAUGUUAGAAGAACAUACCCGCGCAACAUAUUAUCAUUCAAUUUUAUUCAAUCGUACACAAUUAGAUCGUAGUGGACAAGGACGAUUGCGUUUACCAUCAUUGAAACCUUAUACAACAUGGUUGGCAACUGGUUUUUCAUUAAACGCCCAAUCUGGUCUCGGUGUUGCUCAACCAACACUAUUGAGAACACCUGAAGGUUUAUAUAUCAUGGCUGAAACACCAAAAGAAUUUCAAAUGGGUGAACAUUGUACAUUCUCGUAUGCUAUUGCUAAUCUUUGGAAAAAAAGUUUGAGCAAUGUCGUUGUUCGUGUAAAAGCCUCACCCGAUUAUGAUAUAAUGGAACAACAAGGUGGUAAAAUCGUUCCAAUGAGCAAUGAUUACAUAAUCAAAGUUCCAGCAAUAAAACCAGAAACCACAAUUACACAAUCAAUAGUCAUCGUACCAAAGAGAGCCGGUGUAUUCAAUGUCAUCUUUGAAGUUGAAAGUGAAUUUGGUGGCGACUGUGAAUUAGUCCCAUUUCGUGUCUGGGCUGCCGGUAUGAAACCAACAAGCGGUGAAUUUUCAGAAGGAAAUCGUCAAGCAUAUUAA